AUGGGGGCACCAACUCGUCAUUCAAAUGUGUUAAAACAAGAACAGCGAAAGUCCACAUCGUAUUACCAUCCGCAGCAACAGCACAAAGUUAACAUGUCAGCAGUCGACGUGACAACAAAUCCAAUUCAAGGAUCGGAUCAAAAAACUGAUUCCAGUCAAAACAAACCAGAUCAAACUGGAUCAGGUAGUGAUGAUCCAAAACAAAUCAACGGUAAAAAUGUCGUUGCAACAAAAGUAACAGGUACAGUUAAAUGGUUCAAUGUUAAGAGUGGUUAUGGUUUCAUCCACCGAGAGGAUACAAAUGAAGAUAUUUUCGUUCAUCAAACAGCAAUUGUAAAGAAUAAUCCACAAAAAUAUUUACGUAGUGUUGGCGAUGACGAAAAAGUUGAAUUCGACAUUGUUCAAGGCGAGAAAGGCUUCGAAGCUGCCAAUGUUACAGGACCUAACGGUGGUAGUGUACAAGGUUCAAAAUAUGCCGCUGACCGAAGACAAUAUAACACAUCGGGCGGUUUUCAAAGAGGCCGAGGUGGCCGACCACCAUUCCGUGGCCGUGGAGGACCUCUUCGUGGCGGUCCAGGUGGCUUUGCUCAACCAUUCGACAACUUUGGUCCACCAAUGGGUGGACGCCCGCCUUUUGGUCGACCACCACGUGGUUUCGGUGGUCCAAUGAUGAGAGGCCGUGGACGACCACCAAUGCGUGGAGGUUUUGGAUAUGACGGUCGCGGACCACGUAUUUUCCGUGGUCGCGGCGGUCCAAUGCUAGGAGGACCAAUGGGCCCAGUACCAGGCCCAAUGGGCCCAUCAUUUGGUUUCCGUGGUCGUGGUGGAUUUCAAGGUCGUCCCCGAGGACGUGGCCGUGGUCGUGGUCGAUUCUUCCGAGGAGCUCGUCAAGGCAAUAACCGCCAUGAUUCAAAUGGCAACGAUGAUGGUGAAAACAACCAAAAUGAAGGACAAAAUUCAGACCAAUGA
Adineta ricciae is the source of this 969-nucleotide messenger RNA. Lineage: Eukaryota; Metazoa; Rotifera; Eurotatoria; Adinetida; Adinetidae. The record is from the annotation of a GenBank genome assembly.